AUGGCUCCUACUCAACACCGCUACGUCAGUGAUUUGCUCACCAAGCCAGAACAGACGAGCGUAGGAUACAACAGGCUCGGAACAUCGGGCCUCAAGGUUUCCAAGGUCAUCCUUGGAGCCAUGACAUACGGGAAAAAAGAUUGGCAAGAGUGGGUCUUGGAGGAAGACGAAGCACUUCCGCUCCUCGAGCAUGCCUACAAGGUCGGAAUCAACACAUGGGACACGGCGGAUCUGUACUCAAACGGUGUCUCGGAAGAGAUCAUCGGCAAGGCCUUGUCGACGUACAAGAUCCCUCGCGAGUCUGUGGUCAUCAUGACCAAAUGCCGCUUCGCCACGAGCAUGCCGGGAGAGCCACAGCUUUCUGUCUUCGCAUCGACCGUCAAUGAUGGCCGAAUGGUCAACCGGGUUGGAUUGUCGCGCAAACACAUCCUGGACGCGGUGCAGGCGAGUGUCAAGAGGCUGGGCACCUAUAUUGACGUGAUACAGAUCCAGCGCAUGGAUCCGGAUGUUCCCCGGGAAGAAAUCAUGAAGGCUUUGAACGAUGUUGUCGACAUGGGAUUGGCGCGCUACAUUGGUGCCAGCUCGAUGCCUGCGUGGGAGUUUCAGGCGCUGCAGAACAUUGCCUUGAAACGCGGCUGGCACCGAUUCGUGUCGAUGCAGAAUUACUACAAUCUUCUUUACCGGGAGGAGGAGCGUGAAAUGAUGCCGUACUGCCGAGAUGCCGGCGUUGGCUGCAUCCCGUGGUCCCCCCUUGCGCGUGGCGUUCUGGCACGUCCCUGGAACGGCCUCGACGCCGAUUCAUCAAUACGAUCUCGGCAUGACAUGGCCAUUACCCGCCUCUACGACCGAGAAAGCGCGGCGGAUAAGGCUGUUGUUGAUGCAUUGGAAAAUGUGGCAAAAGGGAGACAGCUGCCCAUGGCUGUGAUUGCAGUAGCAUGGUGUCUCCACAAGGGGGUCAAUCCUAUCGUUGGGCUAAAUAGUCGGGAGCGCAUCGACGAGGUUGUGACUGCAGCCAACCUAGUGCUGACAGAAGCUGAAAUUGCUCAGCUCGAAUCAGCAUAUCAGCCAAAGGCCGUGAGAGGAUACUAA
Chaetomium strumarium is the source of this 1089-nucleotide messenger RNA. Its product is annotated as NADP-dependent oxidoreductase domain-containing protein. The record is from RefSeq and is a predicted model, not a curated record. The coding region runs from base 1 to 1089 and encodes 362 amino acids. Lineage: Eukaryota; Fungi; Ascomycota; Sordariomycetes; Sordariales; Chaetomiaceae. The transcript has 4 exons.